ACUUCUAGAUUUCACACCCUAAAAUGGCUUCCACACUCUGUUCCAGAGCCUCCUCAAUAUUUUCAUCCUACACUGUACGACGUCGUUUGCCCCUAAUUGGGGCGAUCUGUAUUGUCAGCUUGGGCAUCUCCAAUCUUUCUGCCUCCUUCAAAAAGGAUACCACUCAUCCACCCCCAUUUGCCCCUCUUUUAAGAUCAAAGUUUAGUACUGAAACACUAUCAAAGAACUUUAACGCCAUCAAAAUGGAAGGGAGCAGCGACACUGUACCAAGUAUUGUAGUUUACGUUACUGUACCUAACAAAGAAGCAGGGAAGAAGCUGGCUGAAAGCAUAGUGAAAGAGAGACUUGCAGCAUGUGUAAACCGGGUACCAGGUAUUGAAUCAGUUUAUGUGUGGAAAGGAGAGAUCCAGACAGACCCUGAGGAACUGCUUAUUAUCAAAACCAGACAAUCCCUAUUGGAAGCUCUGACUGAGCAUGUCAAAGCAAAUCAUGAAUACGAUGUACCAGAAGUAAUUGCCUUGCCCAUCACUGGUGGCAGUCACCAGUACUUGGAAUGGGUAAAAAAAGGUACAAGGGAUUGACUUUCUCAGACGUUGCAAGGUACGUUUAUGAAGUUGUAGGGGCCUCUUUUGGGGUGUGCAUGUUAAUGGCUUCUGUAGCAUAAGUCUAGUCUGUAAUUUGACAUUGGAUCUUAGUUCUAGGUGAAGAACUGUUUUUUGGAUAUUUGUUGGCAAACAUUUUUACAUCGUACACUUUACAUUUUGGUAUAAUACACACGCACACACACCCCAAAAUCAUGUACAUUUAGAAUGAGUAUCCGUUUAGGUAUCAAUGAUGAUGUAACAUUAUAUGAAUUAAUGAUUUUAAAUUAAGUGUA
Molecule: messenger RNA, 877 nt
Organism: Mangifera indica (mango)
Lineage: Eukaryota; Viridiplantae; Streptophyta; Magnoliopsida; Sapindales; Anacardiaceae
Product: protein CutA, chloroplastic-like
Exons: 6
Coding region: 24-581 (185 amino acids)
Biological process (GO): response to metal ion
Molecular function (GO): copper ion binding
Source: RefSeq, a predicted model, not a curated record